AGGGUUUAUAUCUCAGAGUUGUUUGAACGGCGCGAGUGACUUAGGCGGUCGUGGUUAUUCUUAAAUACAAGUAGGGUUUAUAGUCAUUGUGUCGGUUUGUUUGGGCAUUGGAGCCUAGACCCCACAGUAAGUGGAGGGAAAUAGCGAUUUAUAUUACAGUUUUCAUUUCUUUGCUUUGCUUUAAAAUGGAUGUCAGAAAAAAGUUUCUGUAUCGAUCAUUGGUCAACAAAGCCAAAUUGAAGGGAAAACGGGCUGUAACUUCAUAUCCGAAUGCUAAAAAGCGGUCAUUGGUGUCCUCUGCAAAGAGGGCGAAAAUACCCUGUGGAUUUGUCAAGUGCUGCUCCCACAGUAAGGCGGUUGUGGAAAAUUAUAGUAAUCUUAAAAAAAGCGGCAUUCCCGCUCGCGUUAUGUAUUUCGACCAGGGUGACUGGAUGGAAUUCCGGUCUGAAAUUGCUGUGCUCUUCAAGCAGGUUUUCCGAGAGGGUAAGAUAGUGGUGGAAGUGGCCAUUGAUGGGUUACCGUGCCUGGUGGAUUUUCUCCAUAUGCUAUUGAUUAAUCUGAAUUCUGGUGCCCAGAGAUCCAUUGCCUGGAUAGACAUUGAUGGAAAAUGCUUUUUCCCCAGAAUUCUCUAUGACCCCAAGAGUGAUAGGCAUUGCACUUCAAAUAAUGGUUUUGAGCCUGAAAAUUGUAAAGUAGUUCGUGACGGAGAUCCAAAAUCUGUCCAAGCAGAGCUGGGUUCUAUUGAUUACGAUUCGUGUGACUCUGAAGGCCCCACUUCUGCUAGGGUUUGCAUUGCAAAUGAGGCUUUUGAGGGCGCGGGAGAUAAUUUGAUCAAGCUGGGUGAAGAUGAGCAGGAGUUUGCCGAUGUGAGAAACAAGUUUUUGGCCGGCCUUAGAAUGCUAGCAACUUUUACAAGUAUUAUUGGAAUUUAUCGCAACUUGCAUGGCAGUGUUGUGGGGCAAUCCCGAUUGAAUGCUUUUCAGGGGCACAUAGAUAACAUUACCAGAAAGAAUGGGGGUGAUGCCAAUGUCCAGUGUGCCUGGCAUGGAACGUCGAGGGAUGGCAUCUGUGGAAUAAUAAAGAAUGGUUUUGUGCAGCCUGUGACCCCGAAACAUGGUGCAGUUUAUGGUAAUGGAGUCUACCUUGCACCUGCAAAUCGCUCGCACGUUAGUGCAGUAUACUCUGAUAUUGACAAAAAUGGCGAACAACACAUGUUAUUGUGUCGCGUAAUAUUGGGGAAUACGGAGGUGGUGAUACCUGGCACACGGCAAUGCCAUCCUAGUAAUGAAGAUUUCGAUAGUGGCAUAGAUGAUAUUAUUGAUCCAACGCGUUACAUCGUGUGGAGUACACACAUGAACACACAUAUUCUGCCAGAAUAUGUUGUUAGCUUUAAGGUUUCUCCGCAUGUACAUGAGUAUUUAUCUAAAUUGAAAGCAAGACAACAUGCAAGAUUAGUGCCUGAGACUGUUGGAGGUCGGCCGUCUGAUCCUGCAUCGGAUAAAAAAUCAGGUCAGAUGCAUUCUUCAAUGAAUGAGAAGAUGAAUCCUGACCCCAAAAAUUGAGCCGUUAGUGGCUUCGAAGUUUUGAGAGUGGUGAAAAUGGUCCACUCUUCAAGUUUGCGUUUGUGAUAAUUAAAUUGCAAAGAAUGUUGCUGAACGUUCAUCUAUGGGAAUCAAAACUUUCUGGAGGUUAUAUGGAUGUCGUGUCUCUUUAAACAGAAGGCAUACUUUCUGUCAAACAUGGAGAAUAAUGCAUCGUUUUUGGAAUUUAUAUAAUUUUAUCUGUAUGUUGCCAAGCUGCAUGUGGUCCAAGCUGCAUGUGGUCCAGGCAAUAUAUUUAACUAGUUUUGAUGGAUAGGGCAGCAGAUUAGGGCCAUGGUUUUGACUCCUGAUGACAUGGGUGACAUUUUGAAAGAACAAUCCUUUUAUUUUAUUUUUUUGGAGUAUGCCUCUGUAUAUGACUUGUUUUGCAAUUAAAUUUGAGCCAUGCAAUCUAAUGGUUGAUUUCGAUUUCCA
Messenger RNA from Cryptomeria japonica (Japanese cedar), 2015 nucleotides. RefSeq names its product probable inactive poly [ADP-ribose] polymerase SRO1. Gene Ontology annotation, molecular function: NAD+ poly-ADP-ribosyltransferase activity. The transcript is spliced from 4 exons. The coding region runs from base 186 to 1562 and encodes 458 amino acids. NCBI's taxonomy places the organism in Eukaryota, Viridiplantae, Streptophyta, Pinopsida, Cupressales, Cupressaceae. The record is from RefSeq and is a predicted model, not a curated record.